Acinonyx jubatus (cheetah) is the source of this 6992-nucleotide messenger RNA. RefSeq names its product tetratricopeptide repeat domain 7A (gene TTC7A). The transcript has 16 exons. The record is from RefSeq and is a predicted model, not a curated record. Gene Ontology annotation, cellular component: plasma membrane. Bases 3052 to 4938 code for a protein of 628 amino acids. Gene Ontology annotation, biological process: phosphatidylinositol phosphate biosynthetic process; protein localization to plasma membrane. Lineage: Eukaryota; Metazoa; Chordata; Mammalia; Carnivora; Felidae. Gene Ontology annotation, molecular function: protein binding.
UGUCUUUCUCUUCCUGGCCGGCCAGGAACAUGACUUGGGAUCAAUCACUACCUGGCUUCUCCACACACAGCCUGCUUCUGGGCCAGGGUUGAUCUGAGGCCCUGUUUGGAUAUUGUUUAAAGUGGCAGCUUUGCUCAGAAAGGUCAGUGUGAGAGACCAGAACAAAGAGAUCUUUCAAGCCGCCCUCUCACGGGACUCGGAAAAGCCCCAGCUCUACCUGGCACGAUUAGCGUUAGCUCAGGCUAGUGGGAGAAACCAUCUGAUUUCCCAUUUCCUGGAGGGAUGAGCUGAGGCAGAAGGGUGUUCCCAGCAUCUUAGAACAGGUCAAGGCCUGUUGAGAGCCUGAAUCUCUCCCCAUACAGCCCUGGCCACUGAAGCCUCUGUAUUGGUUUUUCUCUUUAUGUGUAUUCAAUAAAAAUUGGGAUUUACCCAAAAGAUGCCCAAGGGUAAUUAUUUGCUGUGCUAAAGAAUUCCUGGGAGCUUAUUGAGAUACCAGAAUCCCUUACAGAUUUGAAAAUAGUAAAAUUACACAACUUUUGGGACAUAGGAUCUUGUGAAGAUGCAGUUCUGAUUCCUUAAUUGUGUGUGUAUUGGGGGGAGGCAGGAUCCCUGAGAGCCUGCAUUUCUCUGAAUCCCCUGGGCGAUGCCAGUGCCGCCGGUCUGGGAGCCCUCUUCCAGUGUUGAUGAUGUGGAGACUAAAGGCAGGGAGAGAACAGUCCUUGGGCUGGAGUGGGAAAGAGAGACCAUAGUCCCUCUUGGCUCUGGGCUCCUGGUAGCAGCCUGGGCCAGGCUGCCAGGGAGGAAGCUGGCAGGGAGUCCACAGAGUGGAAAAUCACCCACAAGUCCCAGGAGCUACCAGCUGUCUCUGGGCCAUAAGGCCCUGGGGCAGUCCCAGGGUGCAGCCCCUAGGUCCAGCCUUGCCCCAGCCUGUGGCCAUUGGCCCAGCUUCCUGGGCAUUGCUCUCCUACAGACUUCCCAGAGCCAGCCAGUCCUGCUCUCUUCCGGGAGCUCAUGCAGUCUGCCUUUUCUGUCUCCUGGUGGUGGCUGAUGUUGAGCUCUCCCCUCAGCUGGCCUGGCCGACAGCCUGCUGUCCAACUCUGGGUUCUUUUCUAAGGCAGAGGCCUCAGUGGGACUGAAGGGCCUCUCCUGCAGACUCCUCCUACUUGGGCUCCUGGGGACUGCCAGUCUGUCCCUGGGUGUGAUUUGUCUAUGGGGAAUCCUGCUUAUAUGUCCCCUGGGGAGGCAGGGGCUGGUGGAAGGCGAAAGAUGGACUUAGAGCUGGAAGAUCCCCUCAGGUACUACUGGCCCUUGCCCCCUACUCAUUCGGUCCCAAACUUCAAUGCAAAAUAAUGUGGCAAAUGAAAACAUAAUGUAAUGUCAUCUUUAGGACCCAAACUAAAAGGAGAAAGGAAAAUAACUAAUAUUUAGUGAGCCUCUACCACAUGCCUCGGUGCGUUUGGGCUUCACGUAUGUUCAUCUUCCUGACCGCACUAUGAGUAAGUGAGGAAUCCUCCUAUGGAUGGGAGAUGAGAAUCAGAGUGGCUGCUUCACUUUCCCAAGAUCACAGAUUCAGAAUCUGGCUGCAAAGCUGGACUUUCCAUGUCAAGUUGUCCCUUCUGGAACCUGGCUUCUUACUUAGCAUAGGGGAAGUGGAAGACACUGAGGAUCAGGUAAACCAGUGGUUUUCAAAACUGAAUGUUCAUUGGAAGCCCCUGAGGACUUGAUAAAGCCCAGACUGCCGGGCUCUGCCCCAGAGUUUCUGAUACAGUGGGUCUGGAGUGAGGGCCUCAGACUUUGCAUUGUUAAUAAGUUCCCAGGAUGCUGAUGCUGCUGGUUCAGGGACCACACUUUGAGAACCUGUGGUCUAAUCUAUUCUUUGCCAAGCUCUACCUCUAGUGAUACACAAGAUGGCUUUGAGUGAUAUACAGACUAACUUUUUAUAAGUACUUCUAUAUUUAAUACCUAUUUCCAAAAAAAAAACCCCUAGCAUACCAAAUCCCUAAUUUCAGGUAUUUUUUUGUGAAGGUAUUUACUAAAGUAAAAAAGAAGAUGUAAAGGAAAGUAUUGCAUAAAUAAUAACACUGAUGGUGUGCAGCUAGUAGCAACAAUUGCAAAUGUGAUAUGCAGAUGACAGAAAUCUAGGAGACACUGUCCAAACUGGAGUCCUGAUUUUGUAGAGGAGGAGACGGUACACAGCCCACAGGUGAGCCCCUCCUCAGGCUACAUGGCAUCUGUAGCAGUACCCAAACUUGACUCAUCUCUAAGGGCCCCGUGGCUUCCUGUCCUGUUUGCCCCUCUUGGUUCUUCAGAAGCUCUGGACAGACUAGGAAAGGUCGUUGUGACUCUGACUCUAUCCCAGGGUCUUUACCUCCAUUCUCAGCCCCACAAACGAGGAUCUGUGUUUAUAAUGUUAGUCGUUUGCACAUUUUUACUUUCUUCUCUGAAACCAGAGGUUCCCAGAAGGCAGGGACUUGGUCUGCAAAUUUUUCUUUUUAUGGCCCCAUACCCCAAAGCUCCUAGGAAUCUGUUUUGUGCAUGAAAGUUGCGGGAGGGGCUCCUUGACUUCCCUAGCUGCCACCUUUGGCUCUUCACCCCUCUGUAGUCUUUCACUUCUGAAUUUGACCACCCGGCAGCCUCUGCUUUCCCUGUGAGCUGUGAUCCAGGGAACCCCCACAGGAAAUGAGAAGGGUGGUGCUCAAACAUUUGCUGAGCACAUGCUGUGUGCCAGGAGCUGUGCUAGUGCUGAGCUUCAGCAGCAGGACUGGAGCCCUGCCCUUGGAGAGCACAGCGCACCAAGGGUCAGCCCAUGAAUGGAAACUGACCACACAGUGUCAAGCUUCAGAAGAGGAAUUAACAGGGUGCAAGAGGGACACAGGCAAAAAGGGUGAGCAUGGGGAGGAGUUUGGGCUGGCUGCAAAGAGGAAGUGAUAUUGGAAAGGCUUUCUGAGGGUGAAUGAGGAAGGGCUGUUUAAGGCAGUGGGAGGAGCCUGUGCCAAGACUUGACAUAGGUCACCUGGGUCCGUUGUUCAAAAUGGACCUGAGUGGCAGGAGAUGAGAUGGGAGAGAGGCAAGGGGGCAGUCCCUUCAGCCCCGCGAUACCUUGCUGAGGACCUAGACUGGAUUCUGAACAUCGUGAAAGGGAUGAGAGAGCUCCGGGAGGUCCUACGCACCGUGGAGACCAAAGCAACUCAGAACUUCAAAGUGAUGGCGGCCAAGCAUCUGGCGGGGGUCCUGCUACAUUCCUUGAGUGAGGAGUGUUACUGGAGCCCCCUGUCCCUCCCACUGCCUGAGUUCAUGAGCAAGGAGGAGAACUCCUUCAUCACGCAGGCCCUGCGGAAGCCUCACCUCUACGAAGGAGACAACCUCUACUGCCCGAAGGAUAAUAUUGAGGAAGCCCUCCUGCUGCUCCUCAUCAGUGAGUCCAUGGCUACCCGAGAUGUGGUGCUGAGCCGAGCACCGGAGCAGGAGGAGGACCGGGCAGUGAGCCUGCGGAACGCUGCGGCCAUCUAUGACCUCCUGAGCAUCACGCUGGGCAGGAGAGGCCAGUACGUCAUGCUCUCUGAGUGCCUGGAGCGAGCCAUGAAGUUUGCCUUUGAAGAAUUUCACCUUUGGUACCAAGUGGCCCUCUCCAUGGUGGCUUGUGGGAAGUCAGCCUACGCCGUGUCUCUGCUGCGGGAGUGCAUGAAGCUUCGGCCCUCGGACCCCACUGUGCCCCUGAUGGCCGCCAAGGUCUGCAUCGGGUCCCUGCAUUGGCUGGAGGAGGCAGAGCACUUUGCCACAAUGGUGAUAGACCUGAGGGAAGAAGCUGGGGAGUUCCUCUCCAAGGGCUACCUGGCACUGGGUCUCACCUACAGCCUGCAGGCCACUGACGCGACUCUGAAAUCCAAGCAAGACGAAUUGCACCGGAAAGCACUGCAGACACUGGAGAGAGCCCAGCAGCUGGCGCCCGGUGACCCCCAGGUCAUCCUCUAUGUCUCCCUGCAGCUGGCCCUCGUCCGCCAGAUCUCCAGUGCCAUGGAGCAGCUGCAGGAGGCCCUGAAAAUGUGCAGGGAUGAUGCCAACGCCCUCCACCUGCUGGCACUCCUCUUCUCUGCCCAGAAACACUACCAGCAUGCCCUGGAUGUUAUCAACAUGGCCAUCACAGAGUAUCCAGAGAACUUCAACCUGAUGUUCACCAAGGUGAAGCUGGAGCAGGUCCUGAAAGGCCCGGAGGAAGCCCUUGUGACCUGCAGACAAAUGCUGCGGCUGUGGCAGACCCUGUACAGCUUCUCCCAGCUGGGAGGCCUGGAAAAGGAUGGGAGCCUCGGCGAGGGUGUCACACUGAAGAAGCAGAGUGGCAUGCAUCUGACUCUGCCCGAUGCCCAUGAUGCAGACUCCGGGUCUCGGCGCGCAUCAUCCAUCGCAGCCUCCCGGCUGGAGGAGGCCAUGUCAGAGCUGACUAUGCCGAGCUCAGUCCUGAAGCAGGGCCCCAUGCAGCUGUGGACCACGCUGGAACAGAUCUGGCUCCAGGCUGCUGAGCUGUUCAUGGAGCAGCGACACCUCAAGGAAGCGGGUUUCUGCAUCCAGGAGGCAGCGGGCCUCUUUCCCACCUCACACUCGGUACUCUACAUGCGGGGCCGGCUAGCCGAGAUGAAGGGCAGCUUGGAGGAGGCCAAGCAGCUGUACAAGGAGGCACUCACGGUGAACCCCGACGGUGUGCGCAUCAUGCACAGCCUGGGUCUGAUGCUGAGUCGGCUGGGCCACAAGAGUCUGGCCCAGAAGGUGCUGCGGGACGCCGUGGAGAGGCAGAGCACCUGCCACGAGGCCUGGCAGGGUCUGGGCGAGGUGCUGCAGGCCCAGGGCCAGAGCGAGGCCGCCGUCGACUGCUUCCUCACUGCCCUCGAGCUGGAGGCCAGCAGCCCAGUGCUGCCCUUCUCCAUCAUCCCCAGAGAGCUGUGACAUUGCACAGCAGCAGCAGGGUGGGAGGGGGCUGCCCUAAGGAGUGGGGGGCAGGCAGAUGCAGGCAGGCAGCAGGGAGUACAGGGCAGGGGUGAUGUGGGACCUCAGAAAAAUACAUCUCUAGGGAACACUUCUGCAGGCUGCAGCCCUACUUCUCCUCGCCUCCCCCACUCCAGCCCUGCUUUCCUUCCAGGGACAGCUGGGUCCGGGAGCUGCUCUUCUGGAGCUGGGUGGACCAGAUUUGCAUCAAAAGCAAAUUCUUUGCUCCUUGGGAUUCAGACCGACAUUGUGGCGUUUAUGAGCAAGGAAGUAGCUGGGAAGCCACAUCAGCAUGGGGGCAUCUCUAAAUGUGUUUGUGCAUCAUCUAAAUGUGCAGUAAGGGUCUGGGUCUCUUAGGUACUUCCCCCCCCCCCCCGUCCCCCACUGUCUAGAAGCCCCCAUACUAUACCUACCACCCUCCACAUCCCUGACCCUAGAUUUUCCAGUGACUGCACAGGUUAUUAGCCUUGAACUUCAGCUCCCUGUUCUCCAACACCAAAGAUGAGCGCCACAAGCUGCCCUCUGACUAGGCCACGAGGGUUUUCCCCUGUUCCUGACUCGGUGCCUCGAGAGAUGGUAUGCUUGGACCCUAAGUGACUUACAGAGAUAGUGACCAGACUUGCUUCCCAAGAGCACAGGUUGGGGAGCCUUACAGCUGAACUUUACCUCCACCUGUGCCUCUGUGCCCAGGGAGCCCCAGGGUCCUGGUCUCAGCCCCAGUCUCACUACAGGGUUUUAGGUAAUUCUCAGGUCUUGCCCAGAGCAGUCUGGGCUUGAAGAUUCUGCUGGCAAAUGGGAAGAAGUUAGGAUCUCUGGGUCCCUCUCCCAGGUUUGAGUAAUUGGAGGAUGCCCAGCUUUGCCCCUCUUUGCCCUGUGAGGCCAGUUGGGCCCCACUGCUCUUCCCCUCUGCUGCCAAGUGCCUUUUGGGCCUCUGGUGCCUGACCAGGGGCACCGAGCACUAUCCCUAACUCCACUUCCAUUUCUGCCAUACUCACCUUUCUGGGAAUAUUCCCCCAAUGGCCCCCCUAGGCUCUAGAUCCUAGGAUACAAACAUGGCAGCUGGACCCAGUUCUUCCUAAUACUUUGCAUCAACAUGCUCCUUCAAGCCUUAAGUUUCUGGGCUAUGGGUACAAUGCAGAACCCUCUGAGGACAAUGGUAUGAAGAAGGGCAGUCUCUAGGACUGACCCCAGCACAUCUCACCACCCACAGCCCAUUGCCACUUCAGGCUUUUAUGGGUGACCCGACCCCCACCCCCAUCCUGCCCGUCAACCUGGCCAUUUGGCUCCCCCCGCCUGGGGCCCAGUGGGGACUGUGGAGACCAAGGAGGGGACAGAGCAGAUCCUUGUCAGCAGGGGACCUGGGGCUGGGGGAUUGGGUAUCUUCCCUGUCAAUUCCCCUAGCCCUGCUGUAUGAUGCUCUUGGAAUUCUCCCCCAAGAAGUCAGCCCCUCCAGCCUAUCAGGGAAUUCCUUUUUUCUCUGCACUUUGGGUUUUAGUUUUAAAGCUCCGUCUGGUACGUCUUUCUCAUCUUAAGAUGAGAGUGUGUGGACAUACUGGGCAAGGGCCACCCUGGUUUGACAUUGCCGAGUCUGCUCCUCAGUGGGAGACCUGUCCUCCUCACCUCAGUGGCUCAGUACUGCACACCCCCAGGGGCCUCCCAGAGAGGGCCUGCCCCUCCUGGCCUUCCCACUCCUUAAGGAGCACUGCAGAGGACACCGGAUCCUUCACCGCUUGGUUGAAGGAUCUCUGUCUCGAUGUGCGCAUGUAUAAAUAUAAUAUAUAUGUGUGUGUGUGUGUGAUAGAGAUCUAUUUUUAUCUGAAAUUCUAUUAGGAAAAAAACUAAACAGAAAAAGCAAAUGCUAUUGAUUUGCCUCAGGGUGCCCAAAGAUUGGUAGUCAGUUAUUGGUAAUAGGAAAGGCACCAAAUGCAUUUUGGCUUGCAACGUUCCUCUGGAGAAGCCUCAGAGGGCUGGGCCAAGCUGCUGGCAGUUUGAAAUAAAGGUCUUGGAUAAAGAGA